CUCGGUUACAUUUGUGAGAUGACAGGAGGAAAAAACCCCAAACCUACUCCUGCGCCGACUUCCCACUGCGAACCCGGAUAUUUGCUAUACGGUGAUUUUUGCUAUCGUUUUGAGGGGGACCUGGUAGAAACAUGGCAAGAUGCAGAGACUUACUGUGUCACACAACAAGGUCACCUUGUCAGCUUUCAUUCACAGGAAGAACUCAGCUUCUUCAAUGCUCACAUGCCAGGACAAGCGUGGGUGGGACUCAAUGACAUCAAGAUUGAAAACCAGUUUGUGUACACUGAUGGAACAGCUACAGACCUCGUCCCGUGGGCUCCGAACCAGCCGGACAACUGGGAGAACAAAGAGGACUGUGUGUACCUGCGAGGCCCGAUGCACUCCCAAUCGGGAAAGCUUAAUGAUGACACCUGCGCAGUCACAAACCAAUUCAUCUGCAAGAAAGCAAAGGGUCACGGGCCUCCACCCCAGCCGCCGACAUCAGGCCCAGGCUGGAGUGAAAAAUGUGGCUCGUGGGCGGCAGACCCCUUCAACGACUUCUGCUACCAGUUCAACUAUCUGUCCCCGAGGACCUGGGCUGAGGCGCGAGCAGACUGCCUCAACCAGGGAGGAGACUUGGCCAGCAUCACCGACCCCUAUGAACAAGCCUUCGUACACGGUGUGAUCCAGGCAAGCCCGACGGGCGUCUCCCUGUGGGUGGGCGGCCACGACUCCAUCACCGAAGGCGGCUGGGAGUGGAUUGACGGAUCCCCAUUUCGAUACAUACGCUGGAGUGCAGGUAACCCAGAUGACUACUUUGGAGAAGACUGUCUUUCCGUCAUCAUUAACAACCGUUAUUGGAAUGAUGAAAACUGCGAGAACAAAAGAGGGUACAUUUGCAAGCGACGAGGAAGUACACCGGAACCCCCACUACCUGAUGAUGCUAUAUCAACAUUCGCCGUGCCUGAAAAUGACAAAAGACAAAAUAACGCUAUCACAGGAUUCAUGACGGCGAUUGCGUGCCAGGAAUCGUCUGCAGUCCUUCGCUGUCCACAAGAAAGCGUACUCAAUAUCCAGUCAGCUUUCUAUGGACGAAAGAGCGGUGAUGUCUGUUCACAUAUGGGAGGAUCAGACGGUAAGACUCAAUAAUGCACAAAGAGCUGCACGGUGGAAGAUGUCCUCCCGUACUUCAGGAAAAUAUGCGAUAACCGUCCCUUCUGCUUUGUGUAUGCCCACACCGAGGUGGACCCCUGCCCCGCAGUCUCCAAAUAACUGGAGAUCGUCUACAGCUGUGAACAGAAAGUAUGUCUCCACGGGCUGGGCGUCGAGGACGGGAACAUCACGGACGCUCAGCUUUCGGCAUCCUCCUCCAUGAGCAGCUCGACUCCUAGCAGAGCUCGUCUGAACGGAAACUCCUGCUGGCGGCCAUUAGGAAAUCCCGCCGGCAGCUGGAUUCAAGUAAACCUUGGUCAGCAAAGGAAGGUGACAGGAAUUGCGGUCCAGGGCUGUCCAAACAGUGACCACUGGGUCACCAAAUUUAAGAUGCAGCAUAGUAUUGAUGGGAGGGCCUGGACUGACUACACGGCAGACGGGCAGUUUCUGACUGGAUCAACUGACAGAAACACCCCUCAGACUCAACUGCUAGGCACGCCUGUGUCUGCUCAGUACAUUCGCAUCCUGCCACUGGAGUAUAGUGGUCAAGUGGGCCUUCGCUUUGACGUCUUAGGAUGCUCGCCUGACUAUGCAAUCACCUGCGCAAGCAAGGCCGACUUCAAAAAUGAUCAAAUGACGGUCCACUGUCCGGCAGGUUGCGCCAAAUUCAGCUACACCGUUUACGGAACAUUUCUCUAUCGAGCGGACUCGACCAUCUGUGCAGCAGCUAUCCACGCUGGUGUCAUCCUGAGUGAAGUCGGAGGAGAUUGUACUUUACUCAAAGCUGCGGGACAGAGCUUCUAUGCCGGCUCCACUAGAAAUGGGAUUAUUUCAAGACAAUACGACGGUGACUACGCUGUGUCUUACGCUUUUGCCGAUGGCGAGCUGAGAUGUUCGGCACCCGAUCGGUACCAGUUCGGGGAGUUCUGCUACAAACCUUUCGAAGACAAAAAGACAUGGGCCGAUGAUCAAGACGCUUGUAGGAGUCUCGGUGCCAAACUCGUGUCCAUCCGCUCCUUGACGGAGCAGAGCUGGCUAGAAAGUUACCUCUAUCUUGCCACUAGUGACAUGUGGACAGGAAUGAAUGACCUUGUAGUUCCUGGCAUGUUUAUAUGGUCAGAUAACCAUAUGGUGACCUUCACAUACUGGGCUCCGGGGGAACCAAACAACCACGAAGGUUUCAGUGAGGAUUGUGUAGAGAUGAUACACCAGACUGGCAGAUGGAACGACGUGUCCUGCACAGAACUCAAUAGCUUCAUGUGUAAAAUGCCCAAAGCACAUUAUGAGCUUCCGUCAAUGAAGCCCACCGUGUACGGAUGCCCACAGGGCUGGGAGGCCUACGGCUACGGUUGCUACUGGAUGGAGGAGGGGCUCCGAAGCUGGUCAGACGCCAAGGCUUUUUGUAAGGAGCGAGAUGGCUUUUUGCUGCACAUUGGAGACAUAUUCCAGCAAGCACAUUUCACGGUGGUGCUGUCGGGAAAAAAUGGUUUUUGGUGGAUAGGUCUGCACGCUAAAGGCGGUUCCGGCGGAGGAGUGCAGUAUAUGUGGGACAAUGGCUAUCUGCUCACCUUCACUCAUUGGAACAGAAACCAGCCAGAUAACGGGGUUGGCACUUGCGUGGCCAUGACGACGGGUCAGGUUGGCGGCUUCUGGGAUGACAAACAAUGCUCAGAGAAGUUUGCCUUUAUCUGCGAGAAACCCCGGCCGGACAUAACUCCUCCCAACGAGGCCCCGACCCCGCCUCCUGCACAAGGGUGCGCUGACGGUUGGACUUCUAGGCCCCAUUUCAGGAACUGUUACAGGCUCUUCCAUAAUUUGGAGUGGUCCCGGAAGAAGAGCUGGGGGGCUGCACACGAAGACUGUGUGGCAAGAGGUGCCAAUUUGGUCAGCAUUCACAGUCAGGAUGAGGAGGAUUUUCUGUCUGAACACAGCAAAGGAAACAGCAAGUGGAUUGGCCUCAGGAACAACCCCACAGAAGGAGGCUAUUCCUGGAGUGACGGCUCAGCACUCUCACACACUGACUGGGGUCCCGGCGAGCCAAACAACCACGAGGGCCGUGAGAAUUGCGUGGAGAUGGUUAGCGGCACCAAUGGAACUUACUCCUGGUGGAACGAUCUCAACUGCGACGCCCACCAGGACUGGAUAUGUAUGAUUGCCAAAGGACAAAACCCCGUCCUGCCUCCGGUGCCCCCGCCGCCAGUACCGGCUCCUGACUGUGGCAGCAACCCAGGUUGGAGAAAGAGCAACAACGUGUGCUACUACUACAAUGACACGGACAUCGUUGACUUCCACACAGCUAUGCGCCGCUGUUGGGCCGAAAAGGCCAAGCCGGUCUCAAUCCUCGACAAGGACGAACAGGCUUACGUCAACACCACGGUGGGAACAGGUCAGGUUUUUGCUGCUUGGAUCGGACUGAGGAUGUUUGGGAUCACAAAUGGACAAUACGCAUGGCAGGACCUUUCCCCAGUCACGUACACUCACUGGAGUCCGGGCGAGCCCAACAAUGCCAACGGAGAGGAACAGUGUGUUCAGAUGAACAGACAUCAAGGUGGAUGGAACGAUGUGAACUGUGGUCUGGCCACAGCUGGCUACGUCUGUAAAAAGCACCCCGGAACUGACCAAACUCCUCCACCGCCCACGCAGCCCUGGGAAGGCAACUGCCCAGCUGGAUGGAUGCACUUCAAAGAUAAAUGUUUCUUAUUCAAGGGAAAGAAAAAUGAGAUGAAAUCUAAUUGGACUUACGCCAGGAGUUGGUGCAAAGGCCACGGAGGCGAGCUAGCCGUUAUCGACAACCAGUAUGAAAACGACUUUGUGUCCAGUUAUCUGAAAGACGCGGAGCUUCCGACGUGGAUCGGCUUGUCCGAUAUUGUGACGGAGAAUCAGUAUGCCUGGAGCGAUGGUGUCAGCCCAGUUCUUUACACCAACUGGAAUGGCAAAGAGCCCAACAAUGCGGGAGGAACAGAACAUUGCGUAGCCAUGACUCACAGUGUACUCGUGAGCGGCAAGUGGAAUGAUGACGCUGGUCAUAAGGAGCACGGUUUCGUUUGCUUCAGGAAGAAAUCAAGCGAUAUCCCUCCACCUCCGCCGACAAGCAACCCCUGUCCGGCCGGCUACGUAUCCUGGUACCUCAACUGCUACAAGCUAGUGGCGGAGCCGGCGACAUGGGAUGAAGCUCAGAGGGCUUGCGAGCAACAGAGUGGCAACCUGGUUAGCAUCGACACGAGCUACGACCAGGCCUUUGUCGCUGGGGCGGUCCUACAGAGAGGAGCGGAAGUCUGGAUCGGACUAUGGAUUAAGGAUGACGGCUCCUUCGCCUGGUCAGAUGGCUGGCCAGUAUUCUUCACUCAGUGGGGCCCCGGAGAACCCGAUAACCUGAAGGACGAAGGCUGCGUUAGCAUGCGUGGCUCCCGGUUUCACGGCACUUGGAAUGACACAGAGUGCAACCAUACCAAACCUUACAUUUGCAAGAUCUCCUUCGAGAAACCGCCGGCAACUCCUGCCCCCGGUGAUGGAAAAUGCUUCCCUUUCUGGAUUCCGUACGGUCGCUAUUGUUAUUUGGUGUACAACGAGCAGAAGGGCUUUUCCUGGCCAGACUCCCGACAUUUCUGCCAAGAAGCAAAGGCUGAGCUAGCGUCCUUCCGCAGCAGAGCUGAGAUAGAGUUCAUCAAUCGUUUCAACCACAGCAAAUAUCAUCAUCUCUGGAUUGGCCUCACCAAAGACCGCAACUUUGGUUGGAGCUGGACAGAUGAGACAUCUCUGGGCUUCCUCAACUGGGCUACCGGUGAGCCCAACGCAGCUUUUCACCCAGGCCAAGCGGCCGAGGAGAACUGCGUUGAGAUGUACCCGGAGGGACGCUGGAAUGACAACGACUGCCUGCAGAAGAGAGGCUUUGUGUGUCGGCACAGACAAUACUACUCAACAGAUGAUGGCGGAAACCCAGUUUCCCCCACUGAUGGGCUGAAGGUCAACAACGGAGGCGUGAUUGCGGGCGCCGUCACCGCGGUCGUCGUCAGCCUGAUUGCCGGACUGCUUUUCUACCUGUUCGGCGUUCGAGACUACCGGUUGAGUAACUUGAGGCUCAACUUCUUUACACGCAGGAACGGUAACAUUGAUGUGCCUGCAUUCAUCAACCCAAACUUUGGAGCCAAAUUGGAUACGUAAUGCUGCGAUAGCCAUUUCCUACUUUCUAGAAUGACUCUGCACCGUCAUAUAGAAAUACAGUGGUAGCUCGACUGACAAGUGGACCACCUUCUGAAGUUGUGUUAAGAACCAAAUUUAAGAUGCGCGCCAACAUCAGAUAUGUUAGAUGGCAGCACAUUCAAAGUUUCACAGCGUAAACAGACAUAAAACAACUCAUGAA
Messenger RNA from Corythoichthys intestinalis (scribbled pipefish), 5491 nucleotides. RefSeq names its product macrophage mannose receptor 1. NCBI's taxonomy places the organism in Eukaryota, Metazoa, Chordata, Actinopteri, Syngnathiformes, Syngnathidae. Gene Ontology annotation, molecular function: carbohydrate binding. The record is from RefSeq and is a predicted model, not a curated record.